GGUCCGGGUUGGUGAACGUGUUGCCUGCCCCGUGGUGCGGGAGCAACGUCGGAGCCAGCAGCAGAUGCCAGUGUGCUGGGAACGCCGUGGCUUCGCAGCUCCACCGGCACCCACGCGAAGGCAAAGGGCUCUGGCUGGGCCCCCCAGUGCCAAACCUGGCCGGCACCAGGGGAAGGAGCCGGCACUGACGGGAAACAGAGAAGUUGGCAAUGCCGAGCCCCCCACACCACCCCGACUCUCGCCUGCUGCUCUGCGCCUCUGAAGGACCCGGGCUGUGCCCAGCAGCACCCCUGCGCCUGGGGAUGUUCUCUCUGCACAAGCACCACCAGGAAAAACCUCCCUCGGGGUCCCUGACCCCAGUACCCAUCGCCUGCAGGAGCCAGGGCAGGGCGCCCAGCGUCCAGCUUCAAGGGCAUCAGCAUCUCCCUGGGAGGGAUGUGGAGCGAAGCCAGAGGAGCCGUCCCGUCCCAUCCCAUCCCAUCCCAUCCCAUCCCAUGCUCAGGCAUCGCUGGCCAGGCUUGUCCGCAUCUGGCCACCCCACAGCCAGCCCGUGCAUCGUGACUUCAAGCUGGAGGAGCAGCUCUGCCCAUUCCUGCAUCGGAUAUUGGGAUUAAACACAGCACCCUGCUUGCGAGGGGCAGACCGUGCUGCAGCCGAGUCCCCAAAACGUUCCACGGAGAAGGGUCAGAAAAGGUCCCUCCAGCAGCCAGACAGCACUGCCGCAGCCUCUCCACCUCAUGCAAACCUCCCGGCACCACCAUUCAUGGGAGGACGAAGCCCCACGCCUGCCCCAUGCUGCUCGUCUCGGAGCCGGAGGGGGGGGGGGGGGGCAGGAACGUUCCCUGUGUUGUGGGACGCUUCCCCCUGUCUCCCCCUCUCCCUCAUUUUCCUCCAUAUUUCACAGUUCCUGCUUCCUGCACAAGGCAGGGGUCUCCAGGGACUCCAGCCAGAUGUUCUCUGCAGCACACCACAUUGCUUUCCUAAUGAAAUAUUCAUGGAGCCUCUCCGCCUUUUGCCAUGAAAGCCUUCUGCAGCUCCCAGCCAUGGAAACGCUGUGCAGGCAGCAUUCCUGCAAAGCCACCCGCCCGGGGCUCCUGACCCCCCGCUUGCCGCUUGGCACCUUCACGCCGCUCCUCCUUCCUCUUCCUCCUCCCGCGGGCAGUGCCGGAGCGGGGGGCUUCGUCCCACCUUGCCUUGCAGCCGACGCAUCACCAAGGGUGCAGCCAGGGCCAACGUGCUGGGGACACCGGUGUCCCCACGCGGCCGUCACCCACCCCGAGGCAGGAUCCCCAGCCCCGUGGGUGCCGCCUUCCUCGGGGGACAAGGCUACGCUGGACGGAGCAACCCUCAGCCUGCCCCGGAUGCCACCGUGCCACCCAGCCCUGUCGUGGGACCGUCCCGAGGCGGGGGCUCGCGCCUGCCCGUGCUGUGGGCUGCGCGGUGUGAUGGAUGUGGAUGUGCCGCCAGUCUGGUCUUUGCUGGGAUGCGCCAAGGACUGCCGGGCACCGAACCUGCUGGGAUGUGGCGACGGGGAUGGGACCCCCCACCCCAUGGCCCCCCUGCAGCCAUCGGGUCUCAGCAUCCCCAGGAGAAGGAGGAGGUUUAUCCACCCAGAGGCUUAUCCAUCUGAACACCAGUACAUGUGGAGCUUUACCAAACACGCUCAGGCCCCGCUGGCUGCCUCGGGGACCAGAAUUGGGCCUGGGGAGGAGAACCGUGCUCCCAGCCACGCUCCGGACGGUGGGAGCAUGGGAGGCUGACGGAGGCAUCACCCAGCGGGACCUGCAUGGACCCACCGAGGGCUGUGCCGGGAGCUGCUCUGCUCGCCCGGGGCACCAUCACUCCUAACCCCGACCCCGCUACCCCCGCAUCCCAGGGAUGCUCCGGGGUGGUUGCCCCAUCCCCACCCCAAACUGGGAGCUCUGGGUACACAGGGCUUGGCUCCGCAGCACGGGGCCAUCCCACCUCUCCAUCCCCGGGCUGGGAAAUCUUGUAACCUGGUUGGUUUUGGAGCGGGAGGUGAGAAGUGGGAGAAGGGUGCCGUGGGGUGCCACGGGUGCUCCGGGCAUGGGUGCCCGGGUGCGGGCAGGACGGCAGGGGCUGCCGGUCACUGCCAGGUUACAUCUGCCGGGGCACGCAAGAGUGACUCCAGAUGCAUUAGAAGUGCCGUGCUCCAAUUUCAAUUUCAUCGUCUCACAAUCAUUUUCAGGCUCCUCUUAGUGCCACAUUAACGAAGCCUGCUCGUUUGAAUGCAUAAUUAGCCCAAGCAUUCUACCUCGCUAAUUUCGAAGCAAGAGCUGGGGGGGGUGGGGGGUGGAAUUUGCAUAUUAAUUUAGCAGAGGGAGAGAAAAACUGUUUACCACUUGCUUCUUGCUGUUGAUCACAGCGGACUUAACUCUUUCCCGGGUGCCAUCUGGAGCUGCAGAGCCGGGCGCCUGGCCGGCACGUGGGACGGGGCGCAAAGGUUACACGGCAGCAAUUAAAUCCUCUCCGUGAUGCCGCGGCCGUCCGGACCACCCUGGUUGCCUAUGCUACUGGGAGCCAACUGGGGCCACUGGGGCUGCAGCUCCUGAGAGCGCAGGCCAGACAAACCGAGGCGGAGGUGCAAGCUCCAAGGUGCACCCCAGCCCUCCUCCCCACGUGGCCCUGGGGUGAAAAGUGCCAUCGUCACCCCCCCCGCAGGGUGUCAGGGUCCCAUCCUGGGUCUGUCCCUACUAUCCUUGGCUAAGCUGGUGGGGUGCCAGGCGCAGGGAUGCCCAACAGCAUCGCCCCUCCUACGAAGGGUGGCUGGGACCAUGCAAAGAGCACCCUGUCACCCUCGGUGUGUCCCCUCCAAGGCGACAGCUCUGUCCCCACAACCCCCUUGCUUUUAGCAUCACCCAUCCAUAAUAUGAUGUCGGAUGCUCACGUGUGCCAUCCCCAACAGCCCUUUGCAACGGGGUGGCUCAUUGGCAUUGGUGUGCAUGGGAUGCCCGCAGACAUGAUGCACCCACGGAGCACCCAUGGUCCAGUGUGGGCAGCCUCGCUGAGCACUGACAACUUGCUACACCCCCCCAUCGCCAUCUCCCUUUGUUUGGGAGUCUGUGGGUUUCUUGAGCCGAGGUUGGAGGUAAUUUGUCUGUCUCUGGCAGCGGGCUGUCAUCUUGCAUCUGCGAACCAGUUCCAUUUGCACUGCCAUUAAAAAAUCUCAGGUUUGACAGGUAGUAAAAAAAAUUUUUUAAAAAAGGAGAAAAGCCUAAAAAAAGAAAAACAGCCCAGCUGAGGAACUCCUGGGCAAUAGGAUGCUGCAAACAUUGUGGGCUCAUCGCAUCUGCGACCACCCUCAAAUCCAGCGGUACCUGGAUUUGAGGACAGUCACAGAUGCAACGAGCCAUAAUUUGGCCUUUGGACCUGCAUCCCCAUCUCAUCUGGGCUUUGCACCUCCAUUGCCAUCUUAUCCGGGCUCCCCAAAAGGGCUUAAUCACCCCUGGAGAGCCCCUGCCCCAACCGUCCACCCUGUCUUGCUGGCUUGGAGCCAUCCCAGCACGUCACAGCGAUUUGGGGGACAGCCUCCAUCGCUGGCAUCCCGGUCUGGCUUCUGCACCCACGCUGUCAAGGAGAGAUGCACACGGGGUUUAUCCUGUGCCCGUGCAUGCUGCCAGGUCGUGGAGCCGCAUAGCCAGGGGACACCCCGCAUGUGGGUAUGGGGUCUCCGGCAUGGCCGGAGCCGUGCCGGUGCUGCUGCGGCACGUGGGGCCGGCUCGCAGAGGGUUAACAGUUGAUUACAGCCUUUGUCUCUGCAUCAGUGUACAUAAUGCGCCCCACAUUUGCAUACUGCAGUGUGCGCUCAAUUAAAAUGAACUUUUAAUUUC
Harpia harpyja (harpy eagle) is the source of this 3851-nucleotide messenger RNA. RefSeq lists its product as uncharacterized. The transcript is spliced from 2 exons. The coding region runs from base 738 to 1760 and encodes 340 amino acids. The record is from RefSeq and is a predicted model, not a curated record. NCBI's taxonomy places the organism in Eukaryota, Metazoa, Chordata, Aves, Accipitriformes, Accipitridae.